Molecule: messenger RNA, 13173 nt
Organism: Plasmodium relictum
Lineage: Eukaryota; Apicomplexa; Aconoidasida; Haemosporida; Plasmodiidae
Product: phosphatidylinositol 4-kinase, putative
Exons: 6
Coding region: 1-13173 (4390 amino acids)
Biological process (GO): phosphatidylinositol-mediated signaling; phosphatidylinositol phosphate biosynthetic process
Cellular component (GO): membrane; cytoplasm
Molecular function (GO): 1-phosphatidylinositol 4-kinase activity
Source: RefSeq, a predicted model, not a curated record
AUGAGAAAAUAUAAAAUAGAAAAAAAACAUAAUGAUUUCAAAGAAAUAAAUAUAAAUAAUAUAUUUAAUUAUGUAAAUAAUAAAAAAAAUGAAGGAACAAAUAAAGUUGUUCUUAUUCUUUAUUUGUGUAACAAUCUUGAGAAAAAACACAUAGAGAAUGGUAAUGAUAUAUUAAUUCUAUACUUAAAUUUAUUAAAUAUUCUUCAAGAGCAUUUAGUGAAGUUUUUAAAAAGAAGAAUUAUUACUAAUAGAAAAAAAAAAUGUUAUGAAAAAAAAGAAUUAGAAGAAAACUACACUAUUAGGAUAAAUAAAUUGCAGUUAAGUUUUAGUUAUAUUAUUUUACACAUAUCAUAUUUUUUAACAUUAAAUAAAAAUUAUAGAGAAAACUAUUCUUUACAGCUUUAUAUUUAUUACUUACAUAUAUUGACAUUUUUAUAUUUAAAAAAGUAUAUAUUUCAAAAAGAGAAAAGAAUUAAUGAAGAAAUAUUAUAUUUAUGUUUUGUAAAUACAUUAUUAUUAAUGCUAAUUAACAUUUAUAAAUUUAAAUUAUACGAAAUAUUAAAUGAAAAAAAUUUUUAUAUUGUAUCAAAAUAUAUGUUUGCUAUUAUUUAUUUAUUUAGUCAUAUAAAAAGAAAUGGUAAUGAAAAAAAAUUAGUUCUUUUUUUUUAUGAUUAUAUUUAUAAUGUGUUGAUAAUUUUAAUUGAUAAAUAUUAUUUUUAUCUUAAGAAAAAAAAAAGUACACCUAAGAAGUUAAUUACCUUUUAUAAAUAUUUUGUUAUAUUUAUUUAUAACUUUGUUAAUAAAUUGAAAAUUUUUAAAUAUAUAGAAAGAUAUUUAUUAGGAAACAACAAAAGUAAUUUUUAUAAUUUAACAUUAUUAAGUAUAAUAAAAAAUACAAUUGAUAUACACUUUAUACCGUCUAAUUUUAACGAAAAUGAUACUAAAAAAUUUUACAUAUUAAAAUUUAAAAAAAAUUUAGAAGAAAAUACAGAAAGAGUAUUGAACAAUGAGCGACUAAAUAGGAAUUUUGAAGAAAAUAAAAUUAAGGUUACUAAUGUGAAUUUCAGUAAAAAUAUAAAUUCUAAUAAAAUUUUAAAAAAAAAAAAUGAUUUAUCCAUUGAAGUAAAUUAUAAAACAGUCAACUAUAUUAUUUUUUUAAAAUUAUUAAAAUUAGAAGAAGUACUGCUAAUACGAAAAGAUAGAAUUUUUUUAUGUUUGUAUAUAUAUUAUUUCAUUAAUAAGAUAGCUUAUAAUACAAUAAAGGAAGUUUAUAAAUUUAUAAAAAAAAAAAAAAUUUAUAUGUACAAAUAUAUAUAUUAUAGAUUAUUAUUUUUAUAUGAAUUUUAUUUUAAUAUAAUUUUUUUUAUAAUUAAUGAGGUAGGUAAGGAAAAAGAAAAAAAAAAUAAAAAAUUUGGAAAUUCUUAUAUUUACUUUAUUGAGAAUUCUUUUUUUUAUAUGUAUGAAAUAUAUAUGUUGUUGAUCAUUUUAUUAUCCGUUAUUCCUAAUUUCUAUAAAAUAUUUAAUAAAAAUAAUUUUUCUUUUGUAAAAAGAAUUUUAUAUAUAAGAAAAUGUAACAAUUAUAUAUUUAUAAAUAGUAUCACGAAAUUAAUUUGUGAUUGUUUUUUUUUUAGUCAGUCAUUGCUUUCACUUAUAAUUUUCAAAUUCUUAUUUAAAAAUAAUAAAAAAUUAAAUAAUUUUUUACUAAAAAGAGUUCAUAUAUAUAUAAGGAGAAGAAAAUUUUAUGUUGUUAUAAAUAAAAAUAAUAUAUAUAUAAAUAUCAACUCAUGUGAAGAUGAGAAAUUUAAAAUUAAUAAAAAUAAAAUAAAAAUUAUUCAAGAUAAUAAUUUUAAUAAAUUAAAAAUACUUAAUACCAAUUUGCUUUUUGAUCAAGAAAAAGGUUUUCAUCUAUGUGUAAAUAGCUAUGUUAAAAUAAAUUUUUUAUUAGAAGAAGAAAAUAAAAUAAAUGAAGAGAAUAAUUAUGCAGGAAAACAUUUUAAUAUUACAAUAGAAGAUGAUAAUUUAGAUUUCUAUAAAAAUAAUAUAAUAACAAAAGUAAUUGAACAAAAAAAUAAAGCUGAUGAAAAAAUAAAUAACAAAUUAUUUGAAAAUUUUGAUAGUGAAAAUAAAAUAAUUCAUAAUAAGAGAUGUUCUGAAAAAAAAGGAGAAUCAGUUUCAGAAAAACUAGCAAAUGAAGUAAAAAAAUGUAAUAAUUUUAAUAUAACAAAAUAUGAUAAUAAAUUAACUAUAGACAGUAAUUUAAUAUUUAAAGGUAGUUUUGAUAAAGAUAAAGAUAAAGAUAAAAAUGAAAAUGAACAGUUAGAACAAGAAAAUUAUACAAAAAUAUAUUUUCUUUUAUUAAUGAAUAAUUUCAUAUCGGAAAUAAAGAAAAAAAAAAAAUAUUAUUUUGUUGAAUAUAAUUACAAAAAUUAUUUAAACAUAUAUGUAAAUAAACUUCAUUAUUAUUGUAAUAAUAUUUUUAAUAACAAGUCUCUUUUUCGUCAUAAUAUAAGUUCAUUUAUUAAAUAUAAUUUAAGAAAAAAUACAAAUUUUUUCGAAAAUAUAACCUCGUUUAACAGGAAACUUAAUUAUUAUAAUAAAAAAAUUAGUGAAAAAAAAAAUAUUUUUAAAAAUAAGAUUGGUAGUUUAAAUAGCGCUGAAAAAAAACAUAAUACUCCAAAAUAUACAUUUUUAAAUAGAAUAUUAAAUUAUAAGAACAAAUAUUUUCAUAAUGAAAAUUAUUAUUUUAAUUUUUUAUUUAAUAUAAAAUUUCUUCAUAAUUUAAAUGAUAACAUUAAUGAAUAUUUUUUAUUCAAAAAAAAAAAGAAAAAGAAAAAAAUGAUUUUUAAUAUUAAUAUAAACUUAAAAGACAAAAUAAAAAAAAUGAAGCAUUCAUCUAGUGAUCAAUAUUAUAAAUCAAUUAGAAGUUUUUCAUUAAAUUAUAAUGAGGAAAAAAAUGAAAAAGGUGAAUUAUUAGCCGGUAAUAUUUCAACCAAUAAAUUACAUAACCAACAAAAAAAAAUAAGAAUAAAAAAAAGUAUUCUUUAUUUUUUAUUCUUAAAUUAUAAUUAUUGUAUAUUUAAUUAUGAAAAAAAUGAGCAUUUACAAUAUUUUUUAUUGGAAAUAUUAAAAUAUUUUGAAGCUAUAAUACCAUAUAUAAAUAUAUAUAAGUAUAUUUGUUCCUACUUACUAUUUAUCAUAUCAUUUAUAGAAAAGAAGCCAUUGGAAAAUUUAGAUAUUUUUAUGAUUAAUAAGAAUUUAAAAAAAAAAGGAAACACAAAAAUAUCCAAGAAAUAUGAAAAUUGUACAAAUAAACAUAUAAACAAUUAUCAAAAUAUAUUUAUAAAAAAUAAUUUAAAUAAUAAAAAAGAUGAAGAAAACUUUCUGAAAUUUCCAGAAAAUAAUAAAUUUAAUACUAUAAAAAGUAAUAUAGAUAAUAAUAAUUAUUCUGCAUAUAUGAAAAGUAUUCAUGAAAUGUAUAAUUGCAAAAAUAAAUAUUCUAAUAUAUUUAAAGAGAAAAGGAUUUUUUACGAUAAAGUAAAUAUUAAUGAAAUAAUGAUAAAUAAAUUAAAUGAAAAAUAUGAAUAUAUUGAAAAGAAUGUAAUUCAGAAUAUGAGGAAUUUAAAAGAUAGAAAAUUUUACAUAUUUCAUAAAGGAAACAAUAAAAUGAUAUUAAAAAUACUACUAGGAAUAAAUGAUAAAAUAAAAAUAUAUUUAUUUAGCAAUACAUUUCAUUAUUUAUACAAGAGUAAAAUGAAAUACAAUAAAAAUUUGAGUGUACUUUCAUUAUAUUUUUAUAAAUUAUAUUUCACUCUGAUAUAUUAUGAAAUUUAUAAGGAGGCCAGUUUAAAUAUAAAAGAAAUAGAAAUGAUUAAAGGAAAAGUAAUCGAAAUAACACCAAUAUUAAGUAUAAAAUAUAUUAAUAAAAGUAAUAUAAAAAAUAUAUGUAAUAGUUAUAUUUUGGAAAAUAUAAAAGAAAAUAAAAUACAUAAUAAUGUAGGAUUAAAUUUCACUGAUUAUGAAAGACUUUAUAUUUUUAUAAUUUAUUACAUAGAAAGUAUAAGAAAAAAAGAGGAUAUUUUAUACUGCUUUUAUUUAUUAAUUGAUAAAAAUAUAUUUAGAAAUAAAUUUUUACAUAAAAAUAUAAAGAAAUUAAUUAAAUAUAAAAUAUAUGUGUUUUUAAAUGAAUUGAAUAGUUUUAAUAAUUACAAUUUUAUAAAUACAACGUUUUUUAUAUUAAUGAAUAUAAUGAAUUAUAAUAAAAUCUUAAGAAAUUAUAUUUAUUAUAUUUUUGAUCAAAUAUUUAAAUUGAGAUUAAAUACAUUAUAUGAUAAUAUGUUCCUUAUAUGUUUUCUAAAAAAUUUAGAGAAGAGUAGUAUUGAUUAUGCCUUUUCUAAGAUUUUAUAUGAUGAAAAAAAAACAUUUAAAAAUAUAAUAGAUAAGAAAAAAAACAAAAUGAUUAAAAUUAUUUACAAAACAAAUUUGUAUCUAACUAUAAAUUACUUAUUAUUUCUUAAAAUUUUAAAUGGUUGUAAAUUAUUUUUAAAUUUAUAUUCCUAUUUUUAUUAUGAAUUUUAUAUCUUUUGUUUUAAUAAGUAUGCAAAGCAAUAUAAGUAUUAUCUUAUUAGAAGGAAUAAAAUAUAUAGACAAACGUAUUCUAAUAUAAAAAAAAAAAAAUCUAUAUACUUCUCACAAAACUCAAUAGAUAUAAAGGAAUAUUAUGAAAAAAAAAGUUAUAUGUAUGAUAAUAAAAAUAGUUUAAAUGGUAGUAAUAAUAUAAAGAAAAAAAAAAAUAUCAUACGUAAUAAUUUAAUAAAUUCAGAAGAUAGAAAGGAAAAUCCAAACCUUAAGAAUAAUCGUAAUAUUAAUAGAGAAAAUUAUAAGGAAUAUGUAAAAAAUUUCCAUAAAACUAAAAGCUUAGAAACAUUAGAUAGAAACGAUUGUAAACAUUUGACAAACAAUGAGAAUAACAAUAAAAUAAUGCAACACAAAUAUGAUCAAGCUGAAUAUUAUAAUAUAUCAUCAGAAAAUUUAUUUUUAAUACAUAUAGAUGAAAAACACUCAUCCAAUGAAGCAAUAUAUAAUAGAAAAUUUAAUUUUUCUAACAAAUAUAAACAUAUAAAUAAAAAAUUAAAAAAAAACAAAAAGCAUAUAUUUAAUGAUAAUGAUAUAAAAAUACCAAAAUAUACUAUGGGUUAUUCAAAAUAUUUAUAUGAAAAAAAACCAUACACUAUAUUUAAAAAAUAUAGUUCAUAUGAUAAUUAUGCAAAAAUACUAAGAAGAAAAAAAAAAAGUUCAACUUAUAUGAAUGCAUCUAACGAUUUUAGUGAAUUAUUUGAUAAUUAUAUCAAGAAUGAUUAUUAUGAAAAUGAAGCUAUUGAUAAUGAUGUGAAUUAUUUUAAAAUAUUAAAAAAAAUAAAAGGAAGUAAUACCCAUAUAUAUAAUAUAUACGAUAUAAAAAUAAGCAAGAAAAUUGUAUACAAAAAAAAAUAUUUUAAAGAAUACUUAAACAUAAUUAAUUUUAUUACUUGUAUUUUCUUAACAACUAAUAUAAAUAAUUUAAAUAUGAGUAUGCUAAAUAAUAAUUACAUUUACAUAAUAUCAAGAAUAAUAAAAAAAAAUUUUAAAUUUUAUUUUUUAUUUUUCUAUUAUAAUAUUUUUAAAAAUAGAAACAAAAGAUAUAAAAAUGUAUACAAUGCUAAUUUUAAUAUUAUUUUGAAUAGUUCAGUUAGAAAAAAUUUUAAUACUUCAACAAUUAGCAUUAAAAAUAAAUAUAUAUAUGUACUGUAUACUUUAUCUUGUAUUUUAUCUAUAUAUGAUUAUAAGUAUGCUUUCUUCAAUUAUUAUUUUUUUUUCUUCUAUAAGAUUGUAAAAAUUUUAGCAAAAUUUUCCUUGAAAUUUAUAUCUAUAUCAGACUUUCUUAUUGAUAAAUUUAGUAAUGAUAGAAAAUAUAUUGAUGAAAAUAAUGAUAAAAACAAAAGCGAGUAUUAUAUAAAUAGUGGUUAUGAGAAUAUUGAAACUGGAAGCUAUUAUUAUAUUAAAAAUGAAGUUAAUGAAGAGUCAAAAACAAAUAAAGAGAACUGUUCUAGUGAAAAAAUAUUUUUAAAUGAUAGAUACAGAUUUUUAAGAGGUAUAUCUAAAAACAAAAGAGUACGAAGUAAUUUCAAAUACCAGUUCAAAGAAUAUUCAAAUGGAAUAAAAAAAGAAAAAAAAAGCAAAAUUCUUAACAAAUAUGAGAAACAAUUCAUUGUGAGUGAUAUUAUGAUGAUAAAAAAUUAUAUAAAAAAUUAUAUAAUAAUAGAAAAUUGCAAAAUUCAUAAUAAUCUAAUACAUAGCAGCAUAACUAAUAGAAAUAUACUAGAUCAAUAUAUCAAAUAUAUUAAUAAUAUAAUGAUAAUAUUUAUUUUUAUUAAUUAUAUGAUUUUAAUGAAUGAAAAUAUGAAUUUAAGCAAGAAAAAAAUUAUAAAAAACAAAUUAAAAAUAUUAGAAGAUUACAAAGUUUAUCUAAUGAAUAAAAUUCUUGAUAUAUUUUUUUUAAAUAUACCAUACUUAUGUAAUUAUCUAGUUGUUAUAUUAGAAUUCUUUUUUGUUUUUAGUAAUUCAUUUUUAAGUUUAAAUUGCAGUAAUUAUAUAUUAGUUAAAGAUAUAAAUUUUUUUUUCAAAAAUUCCUAUUUUUACUUUUUAACUAAUAUGUUCAAUAAAAUGCAAAAUUUAAAGACAUUUUAUCACGUAAAUUUUUACAAAAAUUCUAAUUUGUAUUUUCAUAAUUUUAAGAAAUCUAAUGAUGAAAAUUUUGAUUUUUGUAAAAAUAACAGUUCAAAUUAUGUAUGCAAUGACUCCAACUACGACUUUGAAAAAUGUGAGAAAAUAAAUAAGAUAGAAGAAUAUGUAUCUAAUGUAAAGAAAGAUGAAAUGAAAGUAAAAAAUCAAACAGAAAAUGAAUUUAAUGAAAAAAAUGUAAGAUAUAGAUAUUUUUAUAGUUCGCCAAAUAAUUCAAAAAGCAGCUAUAAUAUUUUAAAUAAUGAUAGUACAUGUUACAGUAUGGAGAAUAAUAAUAUUAUAAAAGAAAAAAAAACAAUUAACAAAAAGAAAAAUAAAAAAGAAGAAAUAAAUUCAGUAAACAAUCAUUGUUCAGAUGAUAGUUUAAGCGAAUUUGAUGAAUAUAUAUAUAAGGACGCUUUUAUUGAAUUAAAGGAAAUAUUAAAAAAGCAAACAAAAGAAUAUAUUAAGAGUUAUUUUGAUAGAAAAAUAAAAAAUAUUUGUUUUUUUUUUCGUUGUUUUAAUGAUAUAUCAAGUAUUUGUCUAUUUUUAAAUUUUUAUAUAAAUUCAAAUACGAAAAUAAAUGAAAAAUAUAAUCAUAUAUGCAUACAAAGUAUGAAUAAUAUAUAUUUAUAUAAUUUCAGAUUUUUAAAAAUUUGUUAUAACUUUAUAUCUAUCAUAUUUUUAGCUUUAAUUAAAAUGUUCAAUUAUACGUCAAAUUUUUUUCAUUCAUAUAAUCAUUAUGUUCAAUUAUAUUCUAAAUACAAAUAUAAUUAUUUUUUAUAUUUAGAUGAUUGUAGUAAUUUUUUUACAUUUUAUAAUGUUUAUAAUUUUUCAGUUAAGAAAAGUAAGAAAAAAGAAAAUGUUGUCAACAUAAAUAAAGAAAUAAAUGUUUUUUUUAUUAAUGAAAUUUUUGAUCAUAAUAAAUUUCUAUUACAAAAAAGUUUUAUAUUUUUAGCAUUUUUUUUUCAUAAUUUUAAUGAUAUUAUACCUGAUAUUUAUUGUAUAAAUUGUUCUAAUAAAUAUUCAAUGGGAAGUAUUGACAAAAAUGCUUCAAUAAUUGAUUUAACAAAAGUGUGUGAUAUUAAAAAAAAGAAAAAUAGUGUUAUCGAUUCUAAUAAAACAGAUUACUUGAGAAAAAAAAGUUUAAAAUAUAGAAAGGAAAUAGAAAGUGAAAAUAAGGAAAAUGUUUCUAGUUAUGAUUAUAUGAAAAAAGAUAAAAAAUAUAUCAAAAAUAUUUAUAAUAAUGAGAAAAAUGAAGAUACAAAUGAAAAAGGUUAUAUAGAAAUUCUUCAUAAUGAUGAUGAAAAAAUUUAUAAAUUAUAUGAUCAUGUAAAAAAAAAAAAAAAAGCAAAUAAUUUUACAGAUUUAGAACGAAACAAGAGAAUAAAAAUUAAUAACCAUAAUUAUAAAAAUAAUAAGGGUAAUAGUAGUAAUAGUGAUACUGAUAAUAAUAACGAUAACAAUUCUCUCAAAUAUGCAAAUAAUAUAUACACUUAUAUUAAGAAAAAGGUGUCUAAUUUAAAAAAAAUAAGUUAUAAUUAUUUUCCUAAUUAUUCUAAGAAAAAUUCUUUAAAAGAAAGUAUUAAAUACACAUACGAUAGUGAAACUAUCGAUGAAAUAAAUAAUGAUAAUAAUAAUACAAAAAAAAUAAAUAGAUUAAGUAAAGCAAAUAUAAGUAUUAGUGAAAAAAAUAAUAUAGAAAAUGAUUAUGAUACAUGCUCAUUGAAAGACAAAAAAGAAGAUUUAAAUAUAUUAAAUGCAUAUAAAUAUAUGUUAAGUUAUCAAAAAACGCAUAAAAAAACAUUAUAUGACUACAAUUUAAAGGAAGAGUUAAACUGUAUUUGUAUAAAUAAAUAUGUAUACAUUUGCAAUUUAAUUUAUAACUGUCUUAUAUACAUUUUAGAAAUUAAAUGUAAAUACAAGAAAAAAAAAUUUUCCAUAUUUUCAUAUAAUAUAUUUAAAAAAAAAAUUAAGCAAAUGGAGCAAUUCAUUAAUCAUAAUGAUAAAGAUUAUAUUAUAAUAAACACAAAAAAUUUACUUAAUCUUGAUUUUAUUAUUUUAAGUAUUUUGCAUUUAUUAGAAACUAUUUAUAUCAAUUUUUAUAAAUGUAAAUUGUUUACUGAUAUGUGUAUUUUUAAUAAUAUAAAAUAUAUUUGUUUAGAAAAUAAGGGAUUAAAAAAAAAGGAUUGUAAUAAAUUUAACAAUACUGAAUAUGUUACAAAUAAUUUUCAUUAUAAUAGAAAUUGUAAAGAUAAAAAUGAUAUUACAAGAUUAUUUUACUUUUCCGAUUGUUUCAAUUCGUUGAAUAGUGUGAAUAGCAAUAUAUAUAACGAUGAAAAUAAUGAUAAUAAUAAUAAUUAUAAUAAUUUUAAUAUAAAAACUUAUUAUAAUAAAUAUAGCAAUGACAGCAUUAACAAUUAUUGUAUUGAUAGUAUUGAUAAUAAUAAUAAUACUGAUGACAAUUAUAAUGUCAUAAAUGAUAAUAAUAUUGAAAAUAAAUGUGGCAAAGUGAAUAAUAGUAAUAAUAUUAAGAGUUAUGAUAGUAGUUUAAGAAGUACAUAUGAUGAUAAUAAUUUAAAAAGAAUGCUUUCUAAUUUCAAGAAAGAUAAAAAUUAUGAAAAUCAAUAUAAAGAAAGAUAUAGUAAGUUCCUAAAGAAAAAUCUUACGAGCAAUAUAAAUUUCAGUAAUGACAACAAAAAAAUAGAAAAAACAAAUAAAAAAAACAACAAAUUUUUUAAUAAAAUUGAAAGUGAAUAUAAGAAAAAAGGUAAUAAUACAAAUAUUUGGAAUGAACAUAAAUAUAAUUAUGGGAAUAUACAAAAUGAAGAAAGACCAAAUUUUACGAAAAAUGAAUUAAAAUAUUUUAGUUCAAUAAAUAAUAUAUUAAGAGGCUUUAAAGAUGAUAAGGGAAAUAAGAAUAAAAGAGUAGAAAAUAAAAAAAGAGAAAUAAAUAAAAGAAAUUUUUUUUAUAAAAAAAAUAAAGAUUAUAAUAUAUCUAAAAAUUUAAAGAAUUUAUCAUUAAGCGAAUUUUUUAGUGAUAAAAAGCUAAUGAAAAAAGAAAAAAAAGAAUUAUCUUUUAAUUACUUUAAAAAAUAUAAAAUUUUAAGAGAUAAUUAUAAAAUUAAAUUUAACAAGAAAAAAAAAAGUAAAAUAAAUAAUUAUGACAAUAUAUAUAAAAUAAGAAGAGGAAAUAUUAAUUACAAAAAGGAUAAUUGGAACUUAGGAAAAUUAUAUUUAAGAAAAAAACUCAAUUAUAAAAAUAAGGAAAUUGAGAAUAUAAGAAUUAACAAUUUAUCUGUUAGUUAUAAAUCAAGAAUUAUAAAAAAUAAAAAUGUUAAUAAAUUAUUAAAAAUGAACAUGGAAAAAGAAGAAGAAAAUAUAGAAAGAAUAAAACACUUAUUUAUAACAUUUAAUAAUAAUAAAGAAAAAAAAAUAAAUAAUUACAUCCAAAAUGUAUUUAAAUAUAUUUCUCUCUACUCAAAUUUUAAUGUAUUCUAUAAGAAAAAAAUUGAAAUAUUAAAUUAUAAAAUAAAAGUAAGAAGGAGGUUAUUAAAAACUUUAUAUUCUUUUUAUUACAAACAUAAUAUAUCUUUAAUGUACAAAAUUUAUAAAAAAAUAGAAUAUAUAUAUACAUAUCUGAAUUUAUUAUAUUAUAACAAUUUAUUUCAUAUAAAUUUAAAAGAAAUGAAUGAUGAAAUAAAUAAAUAUUCUUUAUUUAUUAUAGCAAAAUACUUAAAAUAUCAUAUGCAUAAUCUUAAUAAUUUAUUUAAUUUAUUCAUUGUAAAAAUAAUAAAUUACAUAAAUAGUAACAUUCAUAACAUUACAGAAUUUUUAUGUAUGUAUGAUUAUAGUGAUUUGUUGAACAUACUUAACCAAUAUAUAAUUAGCAUAAAUAUAAGUAAUAAAUUAACAAUAAAUAAAUAUAAUUUAUUUUUAUUGAGAAAAAAUAAAUUAUUAUAUGUACCGAUAUCUAAUAUAUUAUUUUUAUACUGUAAUAAUAUUAGUUUAAACGAUAUAAUAAAGAUAUUAUACAGCCAUCCACAGUAUACUCUGUUUUUAAAAAGUGUAGGAAUAAAUAAUUUAGUUUAUUUAUAUAAAAAGAGUACUAUUACGAAUACAAUAUAUUUGCAAUUAUUUGAAUAUUUAAAAGUAGAUUUAGGAAAUAGAGUUUUCUUUUUUAUUAUUUUUUUUUCUUUUCAUUCCUUCAAAUUUUUGUAUGAUUUUUUUUUGAAUAUGCACACGUAUAUAAAUGAUGAGCAUUUAUUUCUAUUAGGUUAUUAUAAUUUAAAAAAGGGACAAUCCUUCUUAUUGCCUUUAAAUGAUGAUAAAAACAAUAUUUUCAAUAAGAGUAAAGAUAAUAUAGAAAAUAACUUAUUAUUCAAUAAGGAUCUUUUUGUUAAGAAAAAGAAUGCAAUCAUAGAUUUUAUAAUUACAUGUUCUAAAAAAAGAAGUGCAUUAAAUAAAUGUACAAUUUAUAAAAAUAAAAUCACUAAUAAUAUAAAUAUAAGUAAUUUUAUUUUUCAUAAAUAUCAAAAUUAUGUAAAAAAAUCGGAUGUUUUAUCUUUAAAAUGUUCUCUAAUUAAAAAAAUAUUUUUAGAUAAUUUAAAUCAUAAUAAAAGAAAUGUAUUGUUAGAAUCUUGCCAUUUACAUAAUAUUAUAUUUUGUAUAAGUCAGAAGGCAUCGAAAUUAGACAAAAAUGUACAAAAUGAUUUCGUUAAAAUGGAAAUUAAAAAUUUAUUAAAUAAUUUUGAUAUAAAUAAUUUAAAAUUACUAACAAGUAACAAUAAGGUUUCUGAUAUAUCAGAUAACAUAAAAAUUUUAAUGUCUGCUACUAGAUCUCCUAUCUUUUUAACUUUUAAAACUAAAAAGUCAAAUAUAAAAAAAUGUAUAUAUUUUCAUCCGUUUAUAAAAUAUUCUUCGAGUGAAAAAAAUGAAAUUAAAAAUGAAAUGAAAUCCAUUCAUGAUACAACUAAUGAUUGUGCAAUUGAUGAAAUAAUAAAUAAUAAUAAAAUGGAAAAUAUAAUUAGUUGCGAUUACGCAAAUGAUUUUGCAAAUAAAAUUAAGUGUAAUGAUAUUAAUAAUACAGAAAAAAUAAAAGAAACAUAUAAUUUGAAAAAUAAAGGUAUUAUAAAUAACAUUAAAAAAGAAAAAAAUAACUUGGGAACUGAUACAAGCUUUAUUAAUAUAGAAAAAAACGUAAGUAAUUCAGAUAAUUUUAAUGAAAAAUGGAUAAUUAAUAAUGUUUAUGAGCUAGAAAAACAAACUUUUGAAGAUGUUUCGUAUAUUUAUAAAGUAAAUGAUGAUGUUAGACAAGAUAAAUUGGUUAUUCAAACUAUUCAUAUAUUUAUUCAUAUUUUAAAUGAAUAUAAAUUAUUUUAUAAUUUAUUCCCUUAUAAUAUAGUUACAAACAAAUUCUUUAAUAUAUAUUCAAAUGGAGAUGAAAUUGAAGAAAAAAAAGCAUUUAGUGUUAAAGAAAAAAUAUAUAAUGUUAAUGAUAGUACUAAUAAAAAGGAAAAUGAAAACAAAAAAAAAAUUUCUUUUUCUUUUUAUUUAUUUAAGAAAAAAAAAAAGAAAAAAAAUCUGGGGUCAUGUAAUGAAAAUAAGUUUUGUAAAAAUUCUGAUAAAAAUAAUAAAGUAAAAGAAGAUAUGAAAAUUGUUGUUCAUUCUUAUCAAGUUGAUAAUAUGAAUUCCAAUUUUCAGGAGCAUUUUAAGAGUGAUUUUAAGAGAAUGGAAUUUUCUAAGAAAGAAAAGAAAAAGAAAAAAAAAAAAAAAUUUGAAAAUUUUGGGGCAAUUAUUGAAGUAUUAGCAAACACAAAAAGUAGACAUGAUAUAGGAAGAAAAUUUAAUAAUAUAAUAAAAUUUUAUCAUUUACAGUUUUCUAAUACUAAUUUAUAUAUAUAUGCCUUGAAAAAUUUUAUCUCAUCUUUAGCUGCAUAUUCAUUGUUAUCUUUUAUUUUACAAGUAAAAGAUAGACAUAACGGAAACUUAUUAUUUGAUGAAAAUGGAAAUAUUAUUCACAUUGAUUUUGGCUAUAUUUUAAAUAUAUAUCCUGGUAUAUCAAUCAAUUUUGAAUUAGCCCCUUUUAAAUUAACAAGAGAAAUGAUUAUGCUGUUAACUAUUAAAAGUCAGAAAAAACAAUAUUUUAUUUUCUCAUAUAUCCAACUAGUAGUAAAAGGAUACUUAUUGUUAAGAAAAAAAAGUGAUUGGAUAAUUUCAUCAAUAUUAAGCUUAUCGCACUCAGAUAUUAAUUGCUUUAAAUAUAACACAAUUGAAAAAUUAAAAAAGAGAUUAAGAUUAAAUAAAAAUGAUAACGAUGCAAGUAUUUUUAUGAUUAAUAAAAUUCAUCAAGCCUACAACAACAUAACAACUAUUAUGUAUGAUUAUAUUCAAAAUAUUCAACAGGGAAUAAAAUAA